Salvelinus sp. IW2-2015 is the source of this 2544-nucleotide messenger RNA. Lineage: Eukaryota; Metazoa; Chordata; Actinopteri; Salmoniformes; Salmonidae. The record is from RefSeq and is a predicted model, not a curated record.
GAGAAGCCUACUGAUCACUUGAUUGGUUAGCUUGUUUGCACAAACGAUUCUUACAGAUCCGCCCAGGAAGUGGUAAACAGGGCGAGAGUGUAGGACGAAAAACAUCGUAACAAACUGCAGGAAAGUUGUGAAAUUGUGGCUUUCAAGAGUUGUAUGUGUCAACGAUGUAUAUGAUCUUCAGUUUCUGUUGAAAUAGUCCAUGGGAAAUACAUUUGAUCGAUAAGAUACGGUUCACCGACCAAGAUGGGUAGAAAUGGCGGGGUUUGUUUUAUUUUUUAGCCUUCCUGCUAGGCAGACAAGUUUUUAAGCGAACGGGUCAGCAGGUAUAAAACUGAAGCAAUAAUUAUUCAACCCCGAUCACAUUGGUACCAAAUAAACUUGUUGGACGAGUAGGCUAUUGCAACAAUAUUUUUUAUUUUAAGUGUUUACUUGUUUUUCUCUCAACUGCCUCCUGGGUCCUACGAACAUGACGCCCGACCUCCUUAACUUCAAGAAGGGAUGGAUGUCAAAACUGGAUGAGAAUGGAGAGUGGAAGAAGCACUGGUUUGUGUUGACCGAUGCUGGUCUGAGGUACUACAGAGACUCUGGGGCGGAGGAGAAGGAUGAUCUGGACGGGGAGGUUGACCUGAAGUCUUGUGUUAAAGUGUCUGAGUUUGAUGUWGAGAAGAACUAUGGAUUUCAAAUACAGACGAGGGAGGMAGUUGUSACACUGUCAGCGAUGACUGCAGGGAUCAGGAGGAACUGGAUUGAGGUUCUGAGGAAGAGUGUUCGGCCCAGCAGCUCUCCAGACCUUACACAACUGCCUGAGGGCAGUAGUGACAAGGAGAACUCUCGCUCCCUGGCCUCCACUCAUCGACCACCUUCUCGCCACGGUGAUGCUGGAUCAGAAACCACCACCACCUCUGUACGCCGAUUUGACUGUGUUGAGCUGUCACCAGUGCCCGUCCCCUCCAGCCCUCUGCCAGCCACUCAGAGAGAGGCAGGGGAGGGGCAGGGCAGGGAGCACGCCCAAUGGCAGGAGGAGAGGAGCAGAGAUGUGACCAGUAGCACAUGGGAGCAGGUGCUGUCGAGGAAAGGGCCAGGUGUAGGCUCAGAUCCCAGGAUAAGAGCAGAGGAGGACAUUGAGAAAAAGUGGGCAGAGUUUGAGCGGCUGCCACUAAAGGAGAUGAGGUCACUACUGCCAACGGGCUCACGGUCCAGCCAUCCAGCCAAUGAGGCGCUGCAGAGGGAGGUGGCGUCUCUGAGGCAGCAGCUGGAGCGCGUUUGCAGGACUGUGGUCGGGAGCUACGUGUGGCCGCAGCCUUCAGCCAUGGAGCGGGCCCACAAACAGGCCCUGGAGGAGCUGCAGAAGCAGCAUGCCCGUGAGACCAGAGAGCUGGAGAGGGACAGGGACCGGGUGCUGAGGGAGGAGACCCAGGACACAGCACAAGUUAUGGAGACACUGAAGAAGGCCCACAGGGAGGAGCUGGAGAGAGAGGUGGAGAAGGCAAAGAGGCUUGGUGGAGGGAGUGCCAACACACAGACUCUACGCACACAGCAGCAGUUAGAGACCCAGGCCCUGCAGAGGGAGCUGUCCGGCCUGUCUGAGAGGUACUCCCAGAAGUGUCUGGAGCUGAACAGGGCUGAGCAGAGCAACGGGGAGAGGGAGAAAGACAUCACUCGCAAGGAGAGAGAGCUGGAGCAGCUGAGGAAAGAGAACCAGGACCUACAGGCCCGUUUGACAGAGGAGAUCACCCGCAUGCGCUCCAUCGUCACGGGCCAGGGGUCGGAGGGCGUUUCCCACGACAACCAGGACAGGCCGUCCUGUGAGCUGGAGGUUCUUCUCAGGGUGAAGGAGAAUGAGGUGCAGUACUUGCACAAGGAGAUCAGCUGUCUGAGGAACGAACUUCAGUUCCUGAACACGGAGAAGCAGUCGGCCUGUGAGCGGUAUAAAGAGGUGCACGGGGAGCUGAGUGGUAUGAAGAGCAGGAGCGAGCGGGAGAUCAAGAGCCUUAGGGAGCACCUGAGAUUGGCCAUGGUUGCCCUGCAGGAGGGGCAGAAACUAGGCAACAGCCUGGAACACUGAGACACCGCCUCAAGGGCUCUGCUCAGAGAUACAGAGUUGUGUGGGCACAAUGGUGACUGAAAUAGGAGAGGAGCAGAAGUCUUCGCACCAGAAGAUGCCGGCUCGGGGACCACAAUAGUGCCUUAGCUUUCAAUCAUUCAGCCGAUGAGCGGCAUAGACUAGUAUCAGCUGAUUGGUCAUAUUACACUGGGUUGCGCAAAUUUUAAUCUGCACUUUUUAAACUUUUUUCUAUUGUUGAUAUGCGAGAGUGAGUGAAUGAAUGAAAAUAUUGGUCUGAGAAACUGGAUUAUUUGUGGAAAGACUGUUGCUGUGAUGUAUUUGUGACCUGAAACAGCACUGGAUUACCUUUCUCUGCAUACCUACCUACAUGUAGACCUACUAUUUACAUGUUGACAGUAGCCAACAUAUAAACAGUUGGUCUACAUGUUGGCUACUGUCAAAAGCUGAAUAAAGAAGCAGGAUAUAAUUCUCACAAACUA